ACAAUAUAUUCAAUUUCAUCACUAUCUACUCAAAUUUUCAUUCCCUUUCCCUCUAUAAAUACCUAACACAACCGCCAUAUCUUGCCUUAUUGCAUUGUACCUUAAACCAUUACACAAUGCAAAUGUUCACAUCACUUCUUAAUUCUUGUUUAAAUUCUUCUCUCCCCUUCAUUAUAUUCCUCCUCUUUUUCUCUUCCUUUUCUCUUCUCCUUCAAUGGUGGAAACACCAUAGACAUAAAAACAAACAUUUACCCCCUGGUUCAAUGGGCUGGCCUUACUUUGGAGAGACCCUCAAACUCUACACACAAAAUCCAAAUUCAUUCUUCUCCACAAGGCAGAAAAGGUAUGGAGACAUAUUCAAGACACACAUACUAGGUUGUCCUUGUGUGAUGAUAUCUAGUCCUGAGGCAACAAGAACAGUGCUUGUGACUCAAGCACAUCUUUUUAAACCAACAUACCCUCCAAGCAAAGAGAAAAUGAUAGGACCAGAAGCUUUGUUCUUUCAACAAGGUGCUUAUCACUCCAUGCUCAAGAAAAUGGUUCAAGCCUCUUUUUUACCUUCCACAAUUAAAAACUCUGUCUCUCUUGUGGACCAAAUUGUACAAAAAAUGGUCCCAUCUUGGACUAACAGAACCAUCAACACAUUGGAAGAGAUGAAAAAGUAUGCUUUUGAAGUGGCUGCAAAUUCAGCUUUUGGUGAAAUAAAGGAAAUGGAAAUGGAAGAAAUAAGAGUGUUGUAUCAUUGCUUGGAGAAGGGCUACAAUUCUUAUCCUUUAAAUCUUCCCGGAACUUCGUAUUGGAAGGCAAUCAAGGCAAGGAAGGUUUUGAAUGAGAUUAUAAGGAAGAUAAUAGAAAGAAGGAAGGAGAGCAGGAACUAUGGAGGAGGGUUGUUGGGCAUUCUGUUGAGAGGAGGCAGAGGUGAUCAACAACAACUACAACAACUGACUGAUUCUCAGGUUGCUGACAAUCUCAUUGGUGUGAUAUUUGCUGCACAUGAUACCACAGCCAGUGUUCUAACAUGGGUUCUUAAGUACUUGCAUGACAAUGUCAAUCUCUUGGAAACUGUCAGAAAAGAACAUGAAGGAAUAAAAAACAAACUUGUUCGAGAAAACCGCGGUCUUUCAUGGGAGGAUACAAGGCAAAUGCCCUUCACUAACAUGGUAAUUCAAGAGACAUUAAGAAGUGCAAGUAUAUUAUCCUUCACAUUUAGAGAAGCAGUACAAGAUGUGGAACUUGAAGGCUACACAAUUCCAAAAGGUUGGAAAGUGCUUCCACUGUUUAGAUCCAUUCAUCAUUCACCUCAUUUCUUCCCUCAACCACACAAGUUUGACCCUUCAAGAUUCAAGAUUCCACCAAGACCAAACACAUAUAUGCCAUUUGGAAGUGGAGUCCACUCUUGUCCAGGUAGUGAGCUUGCUAAGCUUGAGGUUUUUGUUCUUCUUCAUCAUCUCACCCUUAAAUACAGGUGGGAAGUUGUGGGAAAUGGAGAUGGAAUUCAAUAUGGUCCUUUUCCUGUGCCAAAAAACGGAUUACCAAUAAAAAUAACUACUAUAAACAAGAGAUAGAUAUAUUUUCUCAUCGAAGUGGGGCUAGCCAAUUUGUAGCAUUUCAUUACAUUUCUUUUUCUUUUGUUCUUUUCUUGUAUAGAUUCUUUUCCCAUUUGUAGGCAUUAUGAGACAAAUUUAGUUCACAUUGGUCACACUAUGCAUGACCAUGUAUUUGUAAAAACAUUAAUGAAGAAAAAAAUGUAUAAAUGUUAAGUGACUUCUUUUUCCA
Messenger RNA from Vicia villosa (hairy vetch), 1776 nucleotides. RefSeq names its product abscisic acid 8'-hydroxylase 2. The record is from RefSeq and is a predicted model, not a curated record. The transcript is spliced from 8 exons. Gene Ontology annotation, biological process: sterol metabolic process. NCBI's taxonomy places the organism in Eukaryota, Viridiplantae, Streptophyta, Magnoliopsida, Fabales, Fabaceae. Gene Ontology annotation, molecular function: iron ion binding; monooxygenase activity; oxidoreductase activity, acting on paired donors, with incorporation or reduction of molecular oxygen. Bases 117 to 1565 code for a protein of 482 amino acids.